UAGCUUUGUCUCUUUCUGUCGCUCUGUAGUUCCGAGUGCAUUCAUCAGACGCGACACACACGAAGGAGUUGCCUUGGUUGGAGUGAUUCGAUUUGCGGCAGAAAAACUAACGGGAGCCGGAAAAUUGUUGAAAUUUCAAUUAAUUCGACAAAUUGCUUGUGAGAGCGCUAGCCAAUAUCGACAUCAGUUAUGGAGCAAGUGCUGCAGAAUUCCCUCAUAACGGCAGCAGUCCAGCUGGAGAAACAGCUCGACGGUGAGCUGGCCCGUCUCGAUAGUCUUGGAGGGGAGGAUCUCGAAAAACUACGCGAGCAACGGAUUCGGGAAAUGAAGAAACAGGCGACACAGCGGCAGGAGUGGAAAAAUAACGGUCACGGUGAGUACACCGAACUGGCAGACGAAAAGGAGUUCUUCGAGGUAAGCAAAAAAUCCGCUAACAUCGUGUGCCACUUCUACCGUGACUCGACACCACGCUGCCGGAUCGUCGAUAUGCACCUGAAAAUACUCGCCUCCAAGCACAUGGAGGCCAAAUUCUGCAAAGUGAACGCAGAAAAGUGUCCCUUCCUGACGCAACGACUGAGGAUUAAGGUGAUCCCUAGCAUAGCACUGAUUAAGGACAGCAAAACAAAGGACUACAUCGUCGGGUUCACCGAUCUGGGGAACUGUGACGAUUUCAGCACAGAGAUGCUCGAGUGGCGAAUUGCACAGUCCGGGGCGAUUGAAUACAGCGGUGACCUGCUGACACCUCCGGACGAUAAGAAAAAGAAGAAGUCUUCCGCCUACAACUCGAAAAAAGCCAUUCGCGGUGGGUACGACUCGGAUGAUUCAGAUAUUGACUUCGACGAUUGAAAGGCGCAAAUCGCGUUGGGAAACGAAGGGAGCGCUUCCCUCAUGUUACAAAUGGUUGCUCUUGUAGCGAACAGAGAGAAAGAACACAACACAUUGCUCGUAUAUUUCGAGACCGAGAUAGAUGAACCUGUAGUAUUUAACGUAUUUCGUAGAGCUUAAGGACCUCAUUCGCCACAGACUCGCAUAGCGGAUGCAUGUUUUUGAACACGUCGCAUAUUAUAUCCUUAAUCUUUUACCUAGCAACACCUGAAUGAGAUGCUUGUUGUGUUGAGUUCGAGUUUUGAUCCUACUUAUUUCGUACUAACUUGCAUCUUUUGAAAAUUGUACCUUGUGCUUGUUUCUUCGAUAAAUUAUCUGUUCUUGUUUGUACUUUGAAGAGACCCAGUUCUGUUUGUCGUUUUGUCUGAUAUUAAAUGAACUGUUUGACUUGACGGACAUUUUAACGUUCUCACUACUCCCAAAAUAUGUGUUGCAAAUGGUCGUAUAAUAAAUAAUACCUGCAGCAUGGACAGGUUUAACAAACGCACCGUAAUAUUACAGAUCAUUAAGUUUGCUACGAAUAACUCAAAUAACAUAACUAAUGGGGAUUAGCUAGUGAGUAGUAAUGACAAGUUGACCAUUGUUCCCGAAGGAAAUGUCGCAGAUCUUCAAGAGCUUCAAUGAUUAGAUAUAUAGAGAAAAUUUUAUGAGCAUAAGAAGCUAAACUAUUAGCGAAUAUCAACAAACUUAUAUGCGCAUGCCGUUUUUGGUUUAAAACAAACUUUGCAGUGAUGAAGAUAACGAAUUAAAAAAAAUAUGAAACGCAGAGAUGAUAUUUUUCAGCUAUUGAUAAAUAAUUUUACAAAGGAAAAACUCGAAUUUGAAUAAAAAAUAUUUAAGUUUUCUAUUACUUA
Molecule: messenger RNA, 1739 nt
Organism: Topomyia yanbarensis
Lineage: Eukaryota; Metazoa; Arthropoda; Insecta; Diptera; Culicidae
Product: thioredoxin domain-containing protein 9
Exons: 4
Coding region: 190-846 (218 amino acids)
Biological process (GO): microtubule cytoskeleton organization
Cellular component (GO): cytoplasm
Source: RefSeq, a predicted model, not a curated record